GCUCUCGCUGCACGACGCCACUUGCCAGAUCGCCCAGGAAAUCGCUGAGAAAAUCCAGGAGCGUAACCGGUACCAAAGGAACGGGGAGAGUUCGGCCAAGCUCAAUGUGAUUAUCAGAUCGUCGUUGCAGAAUCUCAGAGAGAAGAUCGAUCAGCUGAAGGACUUACUGCUUCGGGCUGUAUCAACACACCAAAUCACACAGCUGGAGGGAGACAGGAGGCAGAAUUUGGUGGAUGACCUUCUCACACGACAGAAACAACUUCAGGCAUCUUACAAGAAUGAAGGCACGGAACCAGAUGUGAUAAGAUCUAGCCUAAUGACGGGAGGGGUCAAACGAGGUGUAACGAACCCGUGGCUCUUGGAAGAAUCUGAGGAAACCAGAGGGCUUGGCUUUGACGAUCUCAGGCAGCAGCAGCGAAGGAUCAUAGAAGAGCAAGAUGCUGGACUCGAUGCUCUUUCUUCAAUCAUAUCCCGGCAAAAGCAAAUGGGGCAGGAAAUUGGGAAUGAGCUGGAUGAACAGAAUGAGAUCAUCGACGACCUCACUAACCUGGUUGAAAACACAGACGACAAGCUUCGCAACCAGACGCGGCACGUGAAGAUGGUGGAUAAGAAAUCAACAUCCUGUGGUUCCUCAUGCAAAUGCAGCCCCCAGACAACGCUGCUGGAUAAUGAGCCUGUCUCUUUAACUCGGAAGCCCAUGCUGGCUGUGCUGGGGAAUUUGAGAGGAGGAGGAGGAGGAUGGGAGAGGCGAAGGCUGGGAGGAUCCAGGGCUGGAUUCCUUGGGGGUGACCUCUCUCACCCUUUCCACAUUGAAAAACAUUUUUCUGCAAGGGGUGGUGAGAAGCGCUGCCUCUCGGUGCCUGUCCCCUCUGCUCCAAUAGGUCUUCCUGUGUUUGCAUAA
Fulmarus glacialis (Northern fulmar) is the source of this 901-nucleotide messenger RNA. It is a transcript of the gene STX8, whose product is annotated as syntaxin 8. The transcript has 7 exons. The record is from RefSeq and is a predicted model, not a curated record. The annotation marks the transcript as partial. Gene Ontology annotation, molecular function: SNAP receptor activity; SNARE binding. Lineage: Eukaryota; Metazoa; Chordata; Aves; Procellariiformes; Procellariidae. Gene Ontology annotation, biological process: vesicle fusion; intracellular protein transport. Gene Ontology annotation, cellular component: endomembrane system; SNARE complex.